ACCAAAUUGUCUCCAUGUCAUCUGACCAGGACAACUGCUACCUGUGUAAAGAAUACUUCAGGGAUCCUGUGUCCAUCCCAUGUGGCCAUGUCUUCUGCUCUAUUUGCCUGAAAACAUACUGGGACCAUGCUGACUACGCAGGUUCAUACCUUUGCCCACAGUGCAAGGUCACCUACAACAAGAGGCCAACACCGAGACGCUUGGGAAGCUCGCGGCAGUCCACCCUCCAGCGCAACUCCGAACCCCUUCCACCUCCACCCCCAUCCCCUGACUACAACUACGCAGGACCCCAGGAUGUAGGCUGUGACAUCUGCUUUGGCAAGAAGCAAAAAGCCAUCAAGACCUGCCUAAUGUGUCUGGCCUCCUACUGUGAGAAACACCUCAAACCUCACUAUGAGUCAUCCACUUUUAAAAGGCACAAGCUGGUGGAUGAAAUCGGGCACCUGGACAGGCAGAUCUGUCCCCAGCAUCAGAAGGGUCUGGAGCUGUUUUGUCGCACUGAUCAGAUGUGUAUCUGUGUGCUGUGUACGGUGAAAGAACACAAAGGCCAUGACCUAGUGUCUGCUGAGCAGGAGAGGGCUGACGAGCAGCAACGACUGGGUGCCACCCAGGCUGAGAUCCAAGAGAAGAUUCAUGAGCGACUCAAGCAGAUGGAGGAACUAAAACAUGCAGUGGACUCACUCAAGAACUCAGCCCAGAGAGCACUGCAGGAAUGUGAGAAAAUGUUUGGUGACAUGAUGCGCACCAUUGAGAGGAUGCAGCAAGAGAUGACCAAGCUGAUCUCCACCAACAAAAGAGCGGCACUGAACAACGCAGAAGGUCACAUGGAGCGUCUGACCAAUGAGAUCGCUGACCUGAGGAGGAGAGACAAUGAGAUCACCCAGCUGUCUCGCACUGAGGACCACAUCCACUUCAUCCAGAGCUACCACAUGCUGAUAGCCCAGACAGAGGCUGAGGAGCUGCCCACAGUAACGGUGAACCCCUACUUUGACUUCAGCUCAGUCACUAAAGCCGUCUCUGAGAUGAAGCAGCACUUGAAUGAAAUGAGCAACGAAGAACUGGUUAAGGUAGCCAAGACGGUUAACAAAAUGACCUUAUGUGAACUGGAUGAAACUAAAAAGAGACGGUCAAUAAAAAGUGAAGAAGCUCCCGUGUACAAGUCUGUACCAGCAACCUACCAGGUCCAAGAACCUCAGAAAAGGGAAGAUUUCCUGAGAUAUGCUUGUCAGCUUACUCUGGACCCUAACACAGCUUACAGACAACUCUACUUGUCUCGGGGAAACAGAAAAGCUGCCCUCAAGAGAGAACCUCAGUCCUACCCUGACAACUCUGCCAGAUUUGACUCCCUCCCCCAGGUCCUGUGUAAGGAACCCCUUUCUGGAAGUGCCUACUACUGGGAGGUUGAAUGGAGUGGGGAAGGGGCUGCCAUUGGAGUCACCUACAAAGGGGGCCGGUUUAGGAUUGCCUGCCGCAUCGGCUACAACCGCAAGUCCUGGAGCCUGUUCUGCUCUGAUUCCAGCUACUCAGCCCGCCACAACAAGGACCAGAAAGAGAUCAAUGUACCCUACUCCUCCCGCAUAGGGGUGUUCCUGGACCAUGCUGGGGGUACCCUCUCUUUCUACACUGUGGGGAAUAGCAUGUCUCUCAUCCACCGCUUCAAGGCCUCGUUUAGUGAAGCUGUCUAUCCAGGCUUCUGGGUUUGGUAUGAAUCGGCCAUCACCAUCGUCCAGUUGUAAUUAAAUGACACACUUCAAAUAAUCAAUGUAUAACAAUUACUUAGUUUUGUUAUGAAUUGACAAAGCAAAAAAGUAAUAUUCUGUGAUGACAUGUUGUAUUUCCUUUACAAAAAUGGAUAUGCUGUUUUUUUAGCCUAAACUUUAUACAGUGAAUAUUAGGAAACU
Messenger RNA from Monopterus albus (swamp eel), 1901 nucleotides. It is a transcript of the gene ftr83, whose product is annotated as finTRIM family, member 83. The record is from RefSeq and is a predicted model, not a curated record. Lineage: Eukaryota; Metazoa; Chordata; Actinopteri; Synbranchiformes; Synbranchidae. Gene Ontology annotation, molecular function: protein binding; zinc ion binding.